GUGGCCGCUGCGGAGGAGCUGGCGGCGGCGAAGGGGGCGUGCGCGGCGAUCCGCUGCUACCCGGAGGCUAAGCCCCGCGCCCGCGGACCUCGUGCCUUGGGCUGUCCCGCCUGCUUCUCUUGCACUCAGCCUCUACCCCAGCUCAGCACCGCCCCCUCGGAGAGUCCACGCGCGACAAACGCGCCAUGGGCCCAGGCGAGCGCGCCGGUGGCGGCGGCGACGCGGGGAAGGGUAAUGCUUCGGGCGGCGGCGGCGGCGGAGGGCGCUCGGCAGCGCCGGCCGGGUCCCGGGCGGUGAGCGCGCUGUGCCUGCUGCUCUCCGUGGGCUCGGCGGCUGCCUGUCUGCUGCUGGGUGUCCAGGCAGCCGCGCUGCAGGGCCGGGUGGCGGCGCUCGAGGAGGAGCGGGAGCUGCUGCGGCGCGCGGGGCCGCCCGGCGCCCUGGACGCCUGGGCCGAGCCGCACCUGGAGCGCCUGCUGCGGGAGAAGUUGGACGGACUAGUGAAGCUCCGGACUGCUCGGGAAGCCCCAUCCGAAUGUGUCUGCCCCCCAGGGCCCCCUGGACGGCGCGGCAAGCCUGGGAGAAGAGGCGACCCUGGUCCCCCAGGGCAAUCAGGACGCGAUGGCUACCCGGGACCCCUGGGUUUGGAUGGCAAGCCCGGACUUCCAGGCCCGAAAGGGGAAAAGGGUGCACCAGGAGACUUUGGCCCCCGGGGAGACCAAGGACAAGAUGGAGCUGCUGGGCCUCCGGGGCCCCCUGGACCUCCUGGGGCCCGGGGCCCUCCUGGCGACACCGGGAAAGAUGGCCCCAGGGGAGCACAAGGCCCAAUGGGCCCCAAAGGAGAGCCUGGACAAGACGGCGAGAUGGGCCCGAAGGGACCCCCAGGGCCCAAGGGUGAGCCUGGAGUACCCGGAAAGAAGGGCGACGAUGGGACACCAAGCCAGCCUGGACCACCAGGGCUCCCUGGACCACCAGGGCCCAAGGGCGAGCCAGGGAGCGAGGGGCCUCAGGGCGAGAGUGGCGUGGGUGGUGCCCCAGGACCAAAGGGGGAGCCUGGCCACCGAGGCACGGACGGAGCUGCAGGGCCCCGGGGUGCCCCAGGCCUCAAGGGCGAGCAGGGAGACACAGUGGUGAUCGACUAUGAUGGCAGGAUCUUGGAUGCCCUCAAGGGGCCUCCCGGGCCACAGGGGCCCCCAGGGCCACCAGGGAUCCCUGGAACCAAGGGCGAGCUUGGAUUGCCUGGUGCCCAGGGUUCUUGUGGCUUUCAGGGUCCCAAAGGACAGAAAGGAGACCCAGGAGAGCCUGGGCCAACUGGACUCAAAGGGGAAGCAGGCGAGAUGGGCUUGUCCGGCCUCCCGGGCGCUGAUGGCCUCAAGGGGGAGAAGGGGGAGUCGGCGUCUGACAGCCUACAGGAGAGCCUGGCUCAGCUCAUAGUGGAGCCAGGGCCCCCUGGCCCCCCAGGCCCAAUGGGCCUCCAGGGAAUCCAGGGUCCCAAGGGCUUGGAUGGAGCAAAGGGAGAGAAAGGCGCGUCUGGUGAGAGAGGCCCCAGCGGCCUGCCUGGGCCAGUUGGCCCACCGGGCCUUAUUGGGCUGCCAGGAACCAAAGGAGAGAAGGGCAGACCCGGGGAGCCAGGACUAGAUGGUUUUCCUGGACCCCGAGGAGAGAAAGGUGAUCGGAGCGAGCGUGGAGAGAAGGGAGAGCGAGGGGUCCCCGGCCGGAAAGGAGUGAAGGGCCAGAAGGGCGAGCCGGGACCACCGGGCCUGGACCAGCCGUGUCCUGUGGGCCCCGACGGGCUGCCUGUGCCUGGCUGCUGGCAUAAGUGACCCACAGGCCCAGCUCACACCUGUACGGAUCUGUGUGGACAUUUUUAAUUUUUGUAAAAACAAAACAGUAAUAUAUUGAUCUUUUUUCACGGAAUGCGCUACCUGUGGCCUUUUAACAUUCGAGAGUGUGCCCACCCAGCCCCAGAGCCACUGGCGUGUGGAGCUGCUGGAAAGUGGACAGGCCAGACCCAGGAGGUGUAUACCUGAGGGGCACCCUCGGCCCUGGGCUUUCCCAGGAAGGAGAUGACGGUAGAAGCACCUGGCUCGGGCAAGGCUAGAAAGAUGCUACGUUGGGCCUUCAGUCACCUGAUGAGCAGAGAGACUCUGAGCUGUGUAAGAACCUGCCCCCAAACACUCUGGAGUCCCUGGGACACCCCCUGUCCAAGAAGACCCAGGGGUGGAACAGCGGCUGCUGCUCCCGGCCUCACCAGCCUCCCAACUCAACCACAACCAGCUGCCUCUACAGUUGGACAAGACUCGCCCAGCACUUGCAGCUGGGCCCGGGGAGCAGGGAGUGAAAAUCCCCCAAGAGGGUCUAGCUCCUACUGCAUUCAGUCGGCCUCGGGAGGCCAGCCUGCCCUGAGAACACAUGUCCUCUGGCCCGAAGCAGUGGCUGAGCUGUGAUCGCUGUGAUGUGGACCCAGCUCCAGGGGGCAGAGUGUCGGGGAGGGAGGGGCCCAGGCUGGACUGACUGCUCCUUCCUGUGUCUGUUUCCAUAUCAUCCAGAGAGAGACGAGAUGGGACAUGGCCUGGCCCAGGGAGGCAGGCCUCCCACUCAGAGUCUGGGUCUCACUGGCCCCAGGUCUGUCACCCAGAACUCUGGCCAAAAAUGGCUCUCUAGGUGGGCUGUGCAGGCAAAGCAAACCUCAGGCUGGUUCGCAGCUGUCCUGAGCAAAGGGCCUGCCACCAGACCCACCCACGCUCUGACGAGAGGCGUUUCCACCUCCAGCAAGUGUUCCCAGCAGCCAGCUCCAUCCUGGCUGCUUGCCUUCCAUUUCUGUGUAGAUGGAGAUCACUGUGUGUAAUAAACCACAAGUGUGUGUCUGGG
This is a messenger RNA of Cercocebus atys (sooty mangabey), 2868 nucleotides long. It is a transcript of the gene COL23A1, whose product is annotated as collagen, type XXIII, alpha 1. The coding region runs from base 186 to 1820 and encodes 544 amino acids. The record is from RefSeq and is a predicted model, not a curated record. NCBI's taxonomy places the organism in Eukaryota, Metazoa, Chordata, Mammalia, Primates, Cercopithecidae. The transcript is spliced from 29 exons.